AACAUCCCACUGCUGUGUUCUUCAGAACUUCCUCUUGGACCAUCUCCCAUGACAGCUAUGUGCAUCCUGCCAUGUAUUUCUCAAAACUCAUGUCCCAGUGCCACCUAUUCCAGAACAUGCCAUCAUCAUGAGUAGCUGGUACUUUGCUUGCUCUGGACUUCAUGGAAUAUAUCAAGAGCUUUUGAGGUGGGCCUUAUGCAAAAUAAGGAACUAUGACUUCCUGGAUUGCUCUCUCAAACAGGAAGCGCUCUCAAGCCACACCCCAGUGGGCCAAACCCUGAUUUGUUUCCUGAAUGCCAAGAGGGAUUAUUAACUUCUCCUCAAACACUCCCUGCACCUUGGUUGCCUGCAUAUCUUGGCAGACGCUGAGGAGUCAAUCUUCCUCUGCUGGAGCAGCUUCACCUCUUUUUCAUCCUGAGAGGAGGCUGAAAGGAGAAGACUCCCAGUCGCCAUGACCUCUGCCGUCACCAGCCGUGAGCACCCGGACCCCUCGCAGAGGGGUGAUGGCGAUGGCCGGAAGGAGGGUGGGCAGCCCAGGACUCCCGGCAGCAGCCACCUGGCCUAUGGCAUCCUGGACAUCCCACCGUGGUAUCUCUGCAUCUUCUUGGGGAUCCAGCACUUCCUCACAGCCCUGGGGGGGAUUGUGGCAGUGCCACUUAUACUGGCCAAGGACCUGUGUCUGCAGCAUGACCCUCUAACCCAGAGCUACCUCAUCAGCACCAUUUUCUUUGUUUCUGGUAUCUGCACUCUACUGCAAGUGCUUUUUGGAGUCAGGCUGCCCAUUCUUCAGGGAGGGACAUUUGCUUUUGUGGCACCCUCCCUGGCCAUGCUCUCCCUUCCUGCCUGGAAGUGCCCCGAGUGGACACUCAAUGCCAGCCAGGUGAACACCAGCUCUCCUGAAUUCACCGAGGAAUGGCAGAAGAGGAUCCGAGAGCUGCAGGGUGCUGUCAUGGUUGCUUCCUGUGUCCAGAUGCUUCUGGGCUUCUCAGGCCUCGUUGGAUUUCUCCUGCGCUUCAUUGGCCCCUUGACCGUUGCUCCCACCAUCUCCCUGGUGGCCCUGCCUCUCUUCGAGUCUGCGGGCAGUGAUGCUGGGAUUCACUGGGGGAUUGCUGCCCUGACCAUCUUCCUCAUCGUGCUGUUUUCUCAGUACCUGAAAAACAUCGCAGUGCCCGUGCCCGUGUAUGGAGGCCAGGAGAAGUGUCACACCUCUAGGUUCUACCUGUUCCAGGUUUUCCCUGUGCUGCUGGCUCUCUGCAUCUCGUGGCUCUUCUGCUUCGUGCUCACAGUCACUGAUGUCCUCCCCGCGGCCCCCACAGGCUACGGGCACCUGGCCCGCACCGACGCCAAAGGCAGUGUCCUGAGUCAGGCUCCUUGGUUUCGCUUCCCUUACCCAGGGCAGUGGGGCCGCCCCACCAUCAGCCUGGCCGGCGUCUUUGGGAUCAUUGCAGGGGUGAUCUCCUCCAUGGUGGAGUCGGUAGGCGAUUAUUAUGCCUGUGCCCGGCUGGUGGGGGCCCCGCCUCCCCCGAAGCACGCUGUCAACCGUGGCAUCGGCAUGGAGGGUCUUGGCUGCCUGCUGGCCGGCGCCUGGGGGACGGGGAAUGGCACCACCUCCUACAGCGAGAAUGUCGGGGCGCUGGGUAUCACCAGGGUGGGGAGCAGGAUGGUGAUUGUCGCCGCGGGCUGUGUGCUGCUCCUGAUGGGCAUUGGGAAGAUCGGGGCUGCAUUCGCUACCAUCCCCAGCCCCGUGAUCGGAGGCAUGCUCCUGGUCAUGUUCGGGGUCAUCACUGCCGUGGGGAUCUCCAAUCUUCAGUACGUGGACAUGAACUCAUCCAGGAACCUCUUCAUCUUCGGCUUCUCCAUUUACUGUGGGCUCGCCAUUCCCAACUGGGUGAACAAGAACAUUGAGAAGCUCCAGACAGGGAUUCUUCAACUGGACCAGGUCAUCCAGGUGCUGCUGACCACGGGCAUGUUUGUCGGUGGAUUUCUGGGCUUUCUACUGGACAACACCAUCCCUGGCAGUCUGGAGGAGAGAGGUCUCCGGGCGUGGCAUCACAUCCAGGAGGAGGCCGAGGAGACUGCGAAGGCCUGGGAGGUCUACCACCUUCCCUUUGGGAUUGGCACCAAGUUCUUCACUUCCUCCUGCCCCCGCUGCCUCCCCUUCUGGCCCAGGCUGGACCUUGGGGGGAAAGGUGAGGGGGCUGUGAGCCAACUCACCCUCUGCUCCCAGGAGUCAGGAGAGCCCCCGAAGGGUGCGACAGAGACCAGGAUGUGAAGAGAGCUCUCCAGGCACGCGUCCCAAAGCCCCCAAAUGGGCUGAUCUCCCCACUCACAGCAGUCGAAUAAGUGUUAGAUUAAGACUGUGACAAGCGCUCUCUGAGGUGGUCACUUAGUCACUGCGACCUUGGGCCGUGCUCCGGGCAAGACCAUCUCCUGUCUCCCGUAAAGCAUAUAACCCCGCAUUCACACAGUAGCUCUCCUGGUCCACGUGCUCCUGGUGGUACUUUGACAGCUUAGGAGGAAGAGGCCUGAGUGGGGCAGGGGACCGAGUCGAGCUGUUUGCUGAAAGGUGACAAGAACGGUUUUCUUGGUCCCCAAGCGGGAGGAAGCCCUCAGGGCUGGCUGUUCGGGCGGGAUGCGGGGCGCCCCUCGUUCCUUCAGGAGCUCAGGGAGCCGUGGCCGGUCUCGUCCACCUGAGCUGUUCCCGUUCAGAAAGUGAAGUGCAUCGAGACUGAAGCCUUUACAAAUCUGCUUUAUUGACUGUAAUUUUUCUCCCUGAGAAGCUCAGUCAACUCCCACUGGCAGUAAGGUUUCCCGGUCACCUUGUCACUUCCUCGCUACUAAAUAUACCAGCCAGAGUCAACAUUACUCCUGUUUUGCUGGAAAAGUGUCAUCCUUGUGUAUCACUUUAGUUGGUUAAAAGUCAUGAACUUUCUUUUUCACCAUUUCCUGGAGUUUUUAAACCAGUUUGGCUCUUUGAACAGAUUUUCAUUCCUAAUACAAACAUCUUGUGUUGAUUUUAAAA
This is a messenger RNA of Manis pentadactyla (Chinese pangolin), 3022 nucleotides long. RefSeq names its product solute carrier family 23 member 1-like. Gene Ontology annotation, biological process: transmembrane transport. The record is from RefSeq and is a predicted model, not a curated record. Lineage: Eukaryota; Metazoa; Chordata; Mammalia; Pholidota; Manidae. Gene Ontology annotation, cellular component: membrane. Gene Ontology annotation, molecular function: transmembrane transporter activity.